This is a messenger RNA of Plasmodium inui San Antonio 1, 345 nucleotides long. RefSeq lists its product as hypothetical. The transcript has a single exon. NCBI's taxonomy places the organism in Eukaryota, Apicomplexa, Aconoidasida, Haemosporida, Plasmodiidae. The coding region runs from base 1 to 345 and encodes 114 amino acids. The record is from RefSeq and is a predicted model, not a curated record.
AUGACCAAAAAGGAACAAAAGUCAUACGAAUCCAUCAGGAAACAGGGAAAAAGCAAGGAGGCGUUGACAGAAGGGUCAGGACCCGGGGCAGGGGGAAGAAGGGCGGCGUUAACAGCAGGAGGAGACGACCCAAGGGGGGAUGAUGAAGGGGGAGCGCGAGAAGGAUUUAGGAGAAGGGACAGGAGGAGGAUAAGGAGAGACGGUUCCACGAUUAACCCCCACCCAAGAAAGGGGAGAGGAAGGAGAGAAGGGGAGACAGGGAGGAACAGGGGACGGGACACCAGAGAAUCGGAGUCAAAAAGGGAAGGAGGCGAGCGGCGAGGCAACCUCAGGCAAGGAGCAUAA